Messenger RNA from Neoarthrinium moseri, 1971 nucleotides. RefSeq lists its product as uncharacterized. The record is from RefSeq and is a predicted model, not a curated record. Bases 1 to 1971 code for a protein of 656 amino acids. NCBI's taxonomy places the organism in Eukaryota, Fungi, Ascomycota, Sordariomycetes, Amphisphaeriales, Apiosporaceae. The transcript is spliced from 3 exons.
AUGGCAUAUAUUCCAGCGCAUGAUUAUAGUUAUAAUGAGACCCGACCAGGGGCCACUCACAGUACUUCCGAAGAUGAGCAGCGACAUCCACCCGCCCAGCAAGACUAUACAGCCCCGGAGACAGAGUCUUUAACGAGUUGGGAUGGACAGAAAGGGUUCUCUACAACCGAGUACCAUCAAGUGAAUCCUUACUGGAAUAGUGCGACGCCAAUGACCACGUCCCAUCAGCGAGGAUGGAGUGGCAGCACUGCAACAGUCAACAUACCCCUCGAACAGCCAUACCAGUAUUCGGACGAAAAAUCCCUGAAGAAGGUGCGGCGGCCUUCGAGCAUACGGUCGUGGACGCUCGAGAUUGUUACCAUCAUCCUCGCCAUCGCGGCCGUCGGCGGUAUUAUGGGUGUUCUUGCACGGUUCAAUGAUCGUCCGCUCCCAGAUUGGCCAUACUAUAUCACGCUGAACGCUCUGAUCGCUUUGCUGGCAACUGUAGCGAUAGCCACCAUGAGCAUAUCAUUACAGAAUGGUAUAUCCCAGCUGAAAUGGAUCCGCUUCAAGGAGUCAAGGGUACCGUUGGCUGAUAUGGAGACAUUUGACGAAGCCAGCCGCGGAACCUGGGGUGCUCUCAAGCUUUUGAUAAGCGCUCGUGGAGGCUUUCUUGGCUCGUUGGGUGCCGUCAUUGCUAUCGUCACUCUUGCUCUCGGGCCUUUCGCUCAGCAGAUUGUCACGUAUCAGACACGAUCGAUCAUGAUUGAGACCCCCGAUAGCGCUACAAUUGCUCGUGCACUGAACUAUACUGGUGCUCUACCAGGGGAAACAACACCUACUGGCUAUGUUCCUAUUCUGCCCCUCAAGUCAGCUGUGUACAACGGUUUGUUUGCGGAGAACGGGAGACCGAAUGCAGCCUUGAAAUUUGGAUGCCAGACAGGCAAUUGCACAUGGCCAUCCUUCGAAACUGCUGGGGUUUGCCACGAGUGCGUCGAUUUGACCCCAUAUAUGAGCAGAUACUGCGCCCCUGGUGACGAAGACAUCGGCUGUGGAUGGGAAGUUCCUCAAGGCGCAAAAUUGAACAAUAGCGCCCAAGUAUUCAGCAUGACGCCAUUAAUCCCAUCGGUGAACGGCGAUAUGCCUCAUUCAACCAUUCUAAAACUCAUCUUCAUGGGUACAGAGGCAAAGAACGGCCUGGCAGGGGAGCUGAAACCAUGGGCUCAGCAGUGCUCGCUUUCCGCUUGCCUGCAGACUAUAGACUCUACUGUUGUCAACGGCGUGCUCAACGAAAGCGUGACAAAUCGGGUUAUCAAUCAGACUGUCGUUGAUAUGACCAAGCAUACGGAAGACGCGGAUCUUGCAGCAUAUGUUACAGGUGCUGACAACGCGACCUACACUGUCGGAAAAGAAGCAAUGCUCAGCAUGCGCGGAUGGUUCUCCUCCCUCUUUGCUACUGGAUCUGCGGUCCGAACAACAAGCGACUCUAAUCGUACGAUCACUGACAACUCAGUUGUCGUAAACCUUACGGUGGGCAUCUCGAGCGGCGUGACUUUCUUCGACUCGGACAUCGUCACCGCCUUCUACUGGAACUACUAUGAGUAUAAAGACAAUGACGGCAUCGACAUGUUGAUGGCUGACAUGGCAACCUCGAUGACUGUCGCGUUCCGGUCUUUCAUGGGCGCUGUGCCAGUCUCGGGUCAGGCCAUAUCGAUGCAGUCAUUUGUACAUGUCCGUUGGGGCUUUGCCGUUCUGCCCAUCGUAAUUGUGGCUGCUACAGCAUUGUUUCUGAUGGCAGCCAUAUACCGCACGCACCAAUCCGAUACAAAACCCCUGAAGAGUAGCGCUCUUGCGAUGCUGUUUCAUGGUUUGGACGAGGACGUCAGAACGCAACUUGGCUCGGCCAGAGAUCUGGAUGACAAGAAGAGACAUGCGCGGGUAAUCAGAGUCCAGCUGGAUGAUAGUGAUGGCAAGACCUUAUUGAGAGGUUGA